This is a messenger RNA of Galeopterus variegatus (Sunda flying lemur), 3138 nucleotides long. Its product is annotated as protein FAN-like. The transcript is spliced from 28 exons. Bases 1 to 2532 code for a protein of 843 amino acids. Gene Ontology annotation, molecular function: protein binding. Lineage: Eukaryota; Metazoa; Chordata; Mammalia; Dermoptera; Cynocephalidae. The record is from RefSeq and is a predicted model, not a curated record.
AUGAGGAAUGCCGUGGUGGCAUGUAACCCACCAAAAGACAGACAAGAAGGUGCCGGCUCGGACUCUGUCAUUGCAGGGCGUCCUUCCCCACUGGCCAGAGAGAGCGAGCGCUUGGCCCUGUGCGGGGACGUUUUGAUUAAGCACCCACCGCAGAAACGACAGACCGCCUAUACGACGGUGGCUACACUAUUUUCCUUGCUGCUGCUUAACUUGGAGGAGUACUACUUUGAACAGCAUACAGUCAAUCAUGUUCAGCACAGGGGCCGUCCUGAUGAAAGGAAAAUCAGAGGGUCCUUAAAAAUAUGUUCAAAAUCAGUGAUUUUUGAACCAGAUACAAUAUCCCAGCCCAUCAUUAAGAUUCCUUUGAGAGAUUGUAUAAAAAUAGAAAAACAUAGAGAAAAUGGAGCCAAUAGACACUUUGCAAAGGCAAAAUCAAGUGGAAUUUCACUCAUUUUCAGUCAGGUAUAUUUCAUUAAAGAACAUAACAUUGUUGCACCAUAUAAAAUAGAAAGGGGCAAAAUGGAGUAUGUCUUUGAACUGGAUGUUUCAGGGAAAGUGGAAGAUGUUGUGGAAACAUUGCUUCAGCUUCACAGAGCAUCGUGCCUUAACAAACUGGGUGACCAAACUGCCAUGAUAACAGCUAUUUUGCAGUCACGUUUGGCUAGGACUUCAUUUGACAAAAACAGAUUCCAAAGUGUUUCUGAAAAGCUUCACAUGGAAUGCAAAGCUGAGAUGGUGACACCUCUGGUGACGAACCCUGGACACGUGUGCAUCACUGACACCAACCUGUAUUUCCAGCCUCUCAAUGGGUACCCGAAACCUGUGGUCCAGAUCACACUCCAGGAUGUCCGCCGUAUUUACAAAAGGAGGCACGGCCUCAUGCCUUUGGGCUUGGAAGUAUUUUGCACAGAAGAUGAUCUAUGUUCCGACAUCUACCUAAAGUUCUACGAGCCUCAAGAUAGAGAUGAUCUCUAUUUCUAUAUUGCUACAUAUCUAGAGCACCAUGUUGCAGAGCACACGGCCGAGAGCUACAUGCUGCAGUGGCAGCGAGGACAUCUGUCCAACUACCAGUACCUUCUUCACCUCAACAACCUGGCUGACCGGAGCUGCAACGACCUCUCCCAGUACCCUGUGUUUCCAUGGAUAAUAAAUGACUAUUCCAGCUCAGAAUUAGAUUUGUCAAAUCCAGGAACUUUCCGGGAUCUUAGUAAGCCAGUGGGGGCCCUGAAUAAAGAACGGCUGGAGCGGCUACUGACACGCUACCAGGAAAUGCCUGAGCCAAAGUUCAUGUAUGGAAGUCACUACUCCUCCCCAGGCUAUGUGCUCUUUUAUCUUGUUAGGAUUGCGCCAGAGUAUAUGUUGUGCCUACAGAAUGGAAGAUUUGAUAAUGCAGAUAGAAUGUUCAACAGUAUUGCAGAAACUUGGAAAAACUGUUUGGAUGGCGCAACAGAUUUUAAAGAGUUGAUUCCAGAAUUCUAUGGUGACGAUGUCAGCUUUUUAGUCAAUAGCCUGAAGUUGGAUUUGGGAAAGAGACAAGGAGGGCAGAUGGUUGAUGACGUGGAACUUCCCCCUUGGGCCCUGAGUCCCGAGGACUUUCUCCAGAAGAGCAAAGAGGCACUGGAAAGCCAUUAUGUGUCCGAAUUAAUUUACAAAACUUUGUUUCUAAACAGGGCAGUGACUGGAAUAGCAGUCUCUUGCAAUGGGUCUUCAGUCUUUACAACAUCACAAGAUUCCACUUUGAAGAUGUUUUCUAAAGAAUCCAAAAUGCUACAAAGAAGUAUAUCAUUUUCGAAUAUGGCUUUAUCAUCCUGUUUACUUUUGCCAGGAGACGCCACUGUUGUAAGCUCUUCAUGGGAUAACAAUGUCUAUUUUUAUUCCAUAGCAUUUGGAAGACGCCAAGACACAUUAAUGGGACAUGAUGAUGCUGUUAGUAAGAUCUGUUGGCAUGACAACAGGCUAUAUACUGCAUCGUGGGACUCUACAGUGAAGGUGUGGUCUGGUGUUCCUGCAGAGAUGCCAGGCACCAAAAGACAUCAGUUUGACCUGCUGGCUGAGCUGGAACAUGAUGUCAGUGUAGAUACUAUCAGUUUAAAUGCUGCAAGCACAUUGUUGGUCUCUGGCACCAAAGAAGGCACGGUAAAUAUUUGGGACCUUACUACGGCCACCUUAGUGCACCAGAUUUCAUGCCAUUCAGGGACUGUAUGUGAUACAGCUUUUAGCCCAGACAGUCGCCAUGUCCUCAGCACAGGAGCAGAUGGCUGUCUUAAUGUAAUCGAUGUGCAGACAGGGAUGCUAAUCUCCUCUAUGACAUCAGAUGAGCCCCAGAGGUGCUUUCUCUGGGAUGGAAAUUACAUUUUAUCUGGAAGUCAGUCUGGUGAACUGCUCGUUUGGGACCUCCUUGGAGCAAAAAUCAGUGAGAGAAUACAGGGCCACACAGGUGCUGUGACAUGUAUAUGGAUGAAUGAACAGUGUAGCAGCAUCAUCACAGGAGGGGAAGACAAACAAAUUAUGUUCUGGAAACUGCAGUAUUAAGUGCCUUUUCCUCUCUUGAAUGUUAAAUUGAACUCUAACGUAUUUUUAAACCAAACUUUUAAAUGAACUGGUGAAUGUGCAAUUAUAGUAAUUAGAAGUUUUACCACAUGGAAAAUUUGUGGUUUUAAACUUUCUAAGUCAUGGUGACUUCAUUGAAAGCCAUUAGUCGCCAUCCUCCAAGGCAGAUAAAAUACAGCAGUAUUAGGGAGAAGACAUGACAUCUGUGAGGCAGAUGAUCAUCCUAGUAAGACGACGGUCAGGAGACAAGAUCGGGCAGCACAGAGUAGCUAAGAGAUACUAAACUGGGCUGGAGGAACUUACCAGAAAGCACUGAAGAAUUUAGAAUUGCCCUAGAAAACGUGCAGUAUUCUCUACUACUUCUCAGUCGCUCUGUUUUGUCUUUCUGCUCUACCACAAUUGCUGCCCAUUGGGUUUUUGGUUAUGUGUGUUUUCAUGGAGUGGUUACUUCUAUAAUGCUGUACCCAGAUUCUAAGAACCUGGGGAAGGAUUAGCAGUUCUUAUAACAGUAAGUUUAUUCUGUUAUAGGAAUUGUUUGUAUUUCAUUAUAGCUGUCAUCUUUUCUAUAUUAAAAAUAUUUUUCUGUAA